This is a messenger RNA of Closterium sp. NIES-67, 965 nucleotides long. NCBI's taxonomy places the organism in Eukaryota, Viridiplantae, Streptophyta, Zygnematophyceae, Desmidiales, Closteriaceae. The record is from the annotation of a GenBank genome assembly.
UCCUCAACCUUCAACACUUUCCUGUGUGUUAUCUCAACCUCGAAUCGUCACUUCGAUCGGACCUCGCCAGCCAUGGGUCUUGACACCGUCGACGCGGGUGUGCGCAUCGCUGUGGAGAAGGAGCAAGUGGCGGAGGUGGGCCCGCACGGCCUCGCGUCAUUCUUCGUCACCACAUUCGUCCUCGCCGUGCACCUCACAAAUUGGGCGCCGGACGUGAUUUGGAUCGGGCUGGCCGUGUUUUACGGCGGCGUGGGUCAGUUCGUGGCGGGCAUGUGGGAGUUCAAGCGCGGCAACGUCUUCGUCGCCACCUCCUACUCCUCCUACGGCUGCUACUGGAUGGGCGUCGCCAUGCUCAUGCUGCUCGACAAGCUCGGCCUCGCGCCCGCGGGGUUCGAUUCGAUGAAGGCUCUGGGGUGGUUUCUGUCGGCGUUUCUGGUGUUCAACACGUACAUGACGUUCCUGACGCUGCUGCUGUCCAAGGUGGCGUUCCUCACCUUCUUCCUCCUCGAGCUCUUCUUCGUCUUCCUCGUCAUCGGCUGCUUCCGCAACGACGCCCCCGGCCACGGCUGGACCGCCGCCUCCGGCUACGCGCUGCUCCUCACCUCGCUCGCAGCGCUCUACAUGUCGGCUGCGUCAAUGUUCAACACGCUGGCCAAUCGCACCGUGCUGUGGGGCGGAUCGCCCCUUCUCAACCUCUCCAAGACGCAGUAGCCCCAGCCGCAUGGAAUUCCUUCACACACUGGCUCCUAGGAAGCAGACUCUAAAGCUGCUUCGGGCAUCUCAACCUGCCGUCAUGCAUCGCCCUCUUGUGCCUUGGUGCGUGCGGAACCUUGGGUAAGCUACGGGAACUGAGGUUCUUGACCUAAUUUAUGGGACAGUCUGUUGUGGUAGCUUUGUAUGUAGCUUUUGCAGGUAGGGAAGCAGAUGUAGCAUGAUAUGUACUACUAGUAGUGUUGACAAGACAA